Paecilomyces variotii is the source of this 6027-nucleotide messenger RNA. RefSeq names its product DNA polymerase family B-domain-containing protein. Bases 1 to 6027 code for a protein of 2008 amino acids. Gene Ontology annotation, biological process: leading strand elongation; DNA replication; mitotic DNA replication initiation. Gene Ontology annotation, molecular function: DNA-directed DNA polymerase activity; thiaminase activity; purine nucleotide binding. The transcript is spliced from 14 exons. Gene Ontology annotation, cellular component: alpha DNA polymerase:primase complex. NCBI's taxonomy places the organism in Eukaryota, Fungi, Ascomycota, Eurotiomycetes, Eurotiales, Thermoascaceae. The record is from RefSeq and is a predicted model, not a curated record.
AUGGCUUCUGCACGUGCGAAAUUGGCAGAGCUAAGAGCUCUUCGUGCUGCGGGAAAGAAACGUUUGUCGACAUAUGAAGUCGAAGAUCAAGGAGAUAUCUACGAAGAAGUCGACGAUGAGGGUUACAAGAAGGUUGUCAGGCAGCGCCUAGACCAGGAUGAUUUUGUCGUCGACGACAAUGGUGCUGGAUACGCGGAUGAUGGCCGCGAAGAAUGGAACGAUGAUCGCAUGGUAGACAGCGGCAGCGAAGACGACCUACCGCCGACAAGCAAGGCCGCCAAAAGGAAACGAGAAGAGGAGAAGCAGAGGAAGGAGAGACAGAAUAAUGGCAUAUCCAAAUAUUUCAAUAGCGGCGCUGCAGCGUCUGCUCCCAAGCCGAAACCUGUUGUCACAGCUGAAGAUGAAGCUUUCAUGGCUGAUCUCCUUGGCGAAGUCGACACCAACGUCGUCCCCAAGCAUGUGCCGAGUAAAAGUGUGCUCAAGUCUGAGGCGCGACGGAAAGUGAGAAUCCUUUCUCCGCCCUUAUCAGCGACGCCACAUUCGAACAAGCCAACCAAAAGAAAUGGAAACGGUACUCCUUAUCCAGCGGUCAAAGAACAGCCCAGCUUGGAUUUUGACGAUGACGAUGGACCUCUUCCGGCCGGCGGAGAAGACGACGAGAACAUCCCCGUUAGCGACGUCCCAAUGAGCGACGCAAUGCCUUCCUCUCCCGUGGUCAAGGCAGUCGAAAGGAAGAUCACGGUUCCCGUGAAGGUUGAAGAGGAGGAAGAGGAUGACGAUUUGAUGGACAUCGCCCAAGCUACCGCCAACAGUGACGCUAAGGUCACCAACGUGAAUAUGACCGGAAGUCGACCCCCUCCGAAGAUCAAGAAAGAAGCCUACCCGUCGCCUACCAGCUCUUCUCCCCCUAGAGUAACAUCCGACGUUGUUGAUGCAUCAUGGAACAAUGUCACGAGCAAACUUAAUGUGCUCAGUAGCCCCGCAACGGAAGCCCGUACUUUCGGGAAAGUCCGAUCUGAGGAUGUUGUCGAAGAGGAUGGAAGUGUGCGAAUGUUCUGGCUAGAUUAUACGGAGGUCAAUGGUAGCCUGUGUCUCUUCGGAAAGGUCAAGAAUAAGCGUACGGGCCAAUAUGUCAGUUCCUUCGUGAAGGUAGACAACAUCCUGCGCAAGCUUUUCUUCCUGCCGCGUGAAUACAGACAAAAAAACGGCAAGGACACGGAUGAAGAAGUCGAUAUGGAGGACGUCUAUCAGGAAGUCGAUCAGACGAUGUCCAGGCUGAAAGUCGGCAUGCAUAAGAUCAAGCCGUGCACGCGAAAAUACGCAUUCGAACUUCCUGGCAUUCCGAAGGAAGCAGACUAUCUGAAGUUGUUAUACCCGUAUGACAAGCCUGCUUUGCCCAUGGACUUCAAGGGUGAAACAUUUUCCCAUGUCUUCGGUACAAAUACUGCCCUUUUCGAACAGUUUGUGCUCUGGAAAAACAUUAUGGGCCCUUGCUGGCUUAAACUCGAAGGGGCAGACUUCUCGGCUGUCAACAACGCUUCCUGGUGCAAAUUUGAAUGUCUAGUUUCUAAGCCAGCACUUAUCAAUCCUCUUCCCGACUCCGAGAGCAUGGAGACACCCGGCCUGACGCUUAUGAGUCUUGCCUUCAGGACCCAGCUUAAUGUCAAGGAGAACAAGCAGGAGAUCAUCGUGGCAAGUGCCAGAGUGUAUGAAAAUGUAUCGCUCAGCGACACAACACCCCCAGAGAAACUCCCUUGCAAAACAUUCACCGUGAUGCGUCCUGCUGGGUCCGCGUAUCCACUUGGCUUCGAGGCGGAAACGCGCAAACAGCGAGGAACUUAUAUGCUAGAGAAGAGCGAACAAUUCCUUCUGAGCAAAUUCCUCGCUUUAUUCGAGAGAAUGGAUCCUGAUGUUCUGAUGGGUCACCAACUUCAGGAGGUCGAUCUCAGCAUUUUACUGAAUCGACUUCGGGAAAAGAAGACUCCUGGUUGGCACCGUAUUGGUCGCUUGAAGCGCGGUGACUGGCCGAAGAACUUCAAUAGAGGCGGAGGCUUCUUUGCAGAAAGACACUUGAUUGCUGGUCGACUGAUGUGUGACCUUGCAAACGACAUGGGAAAGUCCCUGAUGAUGAAGUGUCAAUCCUGGAGUUUGACUGAAAUGUGCCAACUCUAUCUGGGAGAAGGCGAUGUCCGUCGGGACUUGGAUAGCGAUGCAGCGCUGAAGACUUGGGCAACCACAAAGGAAGGUCUCAUGAACUUUCUCAGCCACUGCGAAGCGGAUACUUAUUUCAUCUCUGCUCUGGUUCUACGCCUGCAAAUGCUUUCGCUGACCAAAGUCCUUACCAAUCUGGCGGGUAAUUCCUGGGCCAGGACCCUUAGCGGUACUAGGGCAGAAAGAAACGAGUACAUUCUGCUCCACGAGUUUCACCGCAACAAAUAUAUCUGCCCUGACAAGUACUCGAACAGGCAGCAGCAGAAAAAUGAGGAGAAGCUCUUGGACGGUGAAGAUGACACCGUCGACAAGAAGAAAAAGGAUAAGUACAAGGGUGGUCUCGUGUUCGAACCAGAAAAGGGUCUCUACGACAAGUUUAUCUUGGUCAUGGACUUCAAUAGUUUGUAUCCCAGUAUUAUUCAAGAGUUCAACAUUUGCUUCACAACUGUGGAUCGAACAGAAACUGCCCAGAACGAGAAUGAGGAGAAGGUGCCUGAAGUGCCGUCAUCGGAUCAACCACAGGGUAUCUUGCCUCGUCUGAUUGCAACCCUAGUCAAUCGUCGACGAGAGGUGAAGAAGUUGAUGAAGGACAAGCGCGCUACUGCAGAAGAACUUGCACUGUGGGACACGAAACAGCUGGCUUUGAAGCUGACUGCUAACUCCAUGUACGGAUGUUUGGGAUAUACUCAGUCACGUUUCUACGCGCGUCCUCUAGCUAUGCUCACCACCUUUAAGGGACGUGAGAUUCUUAGGAGUACGAAGGAUCUCGCCGAGAGCAAGCAGCUGAGGGUCAUCUAUGGUGAUACUGAUUCCGUCAUGAUUAACACCAACAUGGACAACGUCAGCGAUGCGCUCAAGGUCGGUGAAGACUUCAAGAAGUCGGUCAACGAGCGAUACAGGCUCCUGGAGAUCGAUAUCGACAACAUCUUCCGUCGUCUCCUGUUGCAUGCAAAGAAAAAGUAUGCAGCGAUCAACAUGACAGAGGUUGACGGCAAGUAUGUCGACAAGCUCGAGGUGAAGGGAUUGGAUAUGAAGAGACGUGAGUACUGUGCGCUGUCCAAGGAGGUUUCGUCGAGACUCUUGAAUGAGGUCCUCUCUGGAGAAGACCAAGAGAUUGUCCUCAAUAAAGUGCAUGACUACCUGCAAGACAUCGCUGCCAAGAUGAGGGAGUACACAAUCCCUGUCCAGAAAUAUGUCAUCUACACGAAACUGUCUAAGCGGCCCGAUGAAUAUCCCAACAAAGAAACGAUGCCUCCGGCGCAGGUCGCUCUCCGCGAAAUCGCUCGUGGAAAGACUGUGCGCCCGAACGACGUUAUCUCAUAUAUUGUCACCAAUGGCGAUUCUGAAACAGCGGCUCUCCCCCCUGCGAAACGCUCAUAUACCCUUCAAGAUGUUAUUAAGCCCGACUCGGGUCUGAAACCCGACGUCGAGUAUUAUCUUCUCAAGCAGAUCUUCCCACCUAUCGAGCGUCUUUGUGCCCCUAUUCCUGGAACAGACGCCGUCCGUCUCGCUGAGUGUCUCGGUCUCGACGUGCGCAAAUACCAGAUCAAUUCAUCUAUUUCGAAUCAACAGCAGAAUAAUGAGAUCUUCCCAUUGGAAUCGCAGAUUCCGGAUGCUGUACGGUUCCAGAAUGUGGCUCGAUUGACGCUCCGCUGCCGAUUCUGUCAGGAGCGCUCAAUGUUCGAAGGGCUCGCCACAUCCUCCCACAUGUGCACGCCCAACGGACUCGUCUGUCCUAACCCAAGUUGCGCCAAGCCCUUUUCGACGCUAUCCGUAGUUGCUCAGGUUGAGAGUCAGAUUCGAGCUCAAACAGCCAAAUACUACGAAGGAUGGCUUGUGUGUGAUGACCCCUCUUGUGGCAACCGAACACGGCAGAUCAGUGUCUACGGUCACCGCUGCUUAGGUCCUCGUGGACGCGCUGAAGGGUGCCUUGGCCGUAUGACGUAUGAAUACUCCGAGAAGCAAAUGUACAACCAGCUUCUCUAUUUCGCUGGUCUGUGGGAUGUUGACAAGGCUAAGGUUGCUGCUGGAAAAGAGCAAGGGGGUGAAAAGAAAGAUAGCGUCAUGGCUUUGGCUGAAUGGAACAGGGUUCGCUUCGAGACUGUUAAAGAGGUCGAUAUGAUAAUUUGGACCCGCUCAUCGAAUGGCCGCGCGAUCGAGCAGUGCUUGCGGCCCGAACUUCCAACUAAAGCUAGCAUAUGUCAAGUUCAGUUCCAUCAAGACAUACCCAAGAUGUCUGUAAAGCGAGUCCUGGUAAUAGCAGGAUCAGAUAGCUCUGGUGGCGCAGGCCUCGAGGCUGAUCAGCGAGUGCUUGCAGCACAUGGAUGCUAUGCACUGACUGCCACGACAGGCCUGACGGCACAGAAUACCCUGGGUGUGCAGGAUAUUUUCGUCGUCCCGGCGCAGUUUGUCAGAAAACAGAUCAAAGCGGCCCUAGAGGAUAUCGGAGCCGAUGUGGUCAAACUGGGCAUGCUUUCUUCGGCGGAAACAGUUGAGGUCAUUGCAGAGGCGCUUGUGACGCAUGCCAUUCCUACGGUGGUUUUGGAUCCUGUUAUGGUAUCUACCAGUGGUUCGCAGUUGUUGCCGCAAGAUGCAGUAGAGGGGGUGCGAACAAAGUUGCUUCCUCUGACAACUGUUGUCACGCCUAACAUCCCAGAAGCUUUGCUUCUAUUGAAAGAUGCUGGCGUUGAUUACGAAGAUCCUCAGAAUGUAGAGGGAAUGAUUAAACUGGCUAAGCAGAUUCGGAAAUUGGGGCCAAAAUGUGUCCUGAUCAAGGGUGGCCAUCUACCCCUGACGAAAGAACGCAAGACGGCUCAAAAGUCAGAGGAAGCCUCGAUCGUGAUAGAUGUGCUGUAUGACGGGGAAAAGGUGGCACUUUUCGAGACUGAUUUCCUCAUCUCGAAGAAUACCCACGGAACAGGUUGCUCCCUCGCAUCUGCCAUUGCCGCAAACCUAGCAUCUGGACAGGAUCUGGAACGAGCGGUUCGUGGUGCUGUGAGGUUUGUCGAAGCGGGAAUCAAGACCAGUGUGGAUAUUGGCAAAGGCAGUGGGCCAAUUAAUCAUUUCCAUUCUGUCUACUCGCUGCCAUUUGCGCCCGGUCGAUUCUUGGAGUAUGCCCUAGAGCGACCAGACGUGAAGGCAGUAUGGAAGGAUUUCACUCAGCACGAGUUUGUUACUGGCCUAGGCACUGGCACCCUUCCGCUCGAGAGAUUCAAGGAAUAUCUAAUUCAGGACUAUCUCUACCUUGUCCACUUUGCUCGUAGCAACGCAUUAGCUGCAUACAAGGCAAGAACCAUGGAGGCUGUCGCAGCGUCCUCUAGGAUCGUGCUUCACAUCGAGGAAGAGAUGGCUCUACAUCUGAGCUACUGCGAAUCCUUUGGGAUUACCAAGGAACAGAUAGAAAGCACCCCAGAGACACAAGCAUGCACUGCUUAUAGCAGAUACAUCCUUGACGUGGGCCAAUCAGAUGACUGGCUUGCGCUUCAAGUGGCCCUCGCACCGUGCCUAAUUGGAUACGGCGAGAUAGCAAAGCGCCUCUAUAAGGAACACAGUAGUAAGAAGGAGGGAAACCCGUACUGGAAAUGGAUUGAGAAUUAUGUCGCGGAGGACUACUCUGAAGCGGUCGAGAUCGGUUCUGGUACGUUUUCUGAACUGCAUCCGCAAAACUGGCUACAAAAGCUGACAUUUAUCAUAGCGCUUUUGGAGAAACAUAUGAGGGAGGUCUCGCCCAGUCGACUGGAGGAUCUAAUCAAGAUUUUCAUCCGCGCGACUGAAUUGGAGAUCGGGUUCUGGGACAUGGGACUUGGUGGCAAAUAA